AUAGAACACAGUCAACGACUUUAAAAGAGCGCAAAGAGCUACUAUCGGUGUAGUGAUGAUCAGGAGUCAGGAAAUGGUUAGCGACAUUUUUGGUGACAAAAUGGAGCGAAAAACCAAGAAGGAGCAGAAGAAAAAGAAGAAGCGGGACAAGAUUAUGUCAUCUCCAGAUGUGGUGGUUUCGGCCGCUGCACCUGUUGACGGUGCCAAAUCUUCCUCCUCUUCCUUUUCCUGGAAACCCAAAUUUCCAUCUCUGCGCCGGGCUUUCCGCAGAAUGCUAUCUCUGAUUCUGCCGUGUGUGUCCUCCUCUGAGGUGGACGAGUCCAUUGAGACUCAGUCAACCAGCCUCGACACACACACUGAUGCUUCUUCCUCAUCUGCGGUCAGUGGAUCCUCUGAUCCAGAGCUUGAUCUGCAGCCUGCGAUCCAUGAGGAAGAAGCAAUCAGAGAUGUAGCUGAAGAGCAGAGCUCCGCUUCCUGCCCUGAGGAGACUUCCACUUCCACAUCCACAGACAGCAGAACUUCAGAUCUGCUGGAUGCAUCCUUGGAAAUGGAAGUUAUCGGAGAGUCGAGCACCUCCAACAGCGCUGAUGGUUCUUCCUCAUCUGCUGAAAGCAAACCAUCAGAUCUGGAGACCAGCGCUGUGGGUGCUUCCUCCUCCGAAGAGAGCGAGACUGAUCUGCUGGCUGAACUUCAGGCCGCAGCGGUUCUUGAAGAUGCAGCCGGAGAUCAAGCUCAAGUCUCUAAUGUGGAUCUUGACUGCGUUCUCGGUGUGCUGGCCAGUAUGACGGCGCAGUCCAACGGUCUGUCCCAGACUGAAAUACUGCAGCUCAUCCAGGGCAGUUCACAGCGGGAGCAGAUCGAGCAGCAGAGCAGCCGGAGCGACACGGAGGAUGAUGUAGAGCCUGCUGAUGUUGUGUCCACAGCAUUGCCAGCUAAAAUCAAGCACUUGGGUUUUCCCAAUUUAGGAAACACUUGCUACAUGAACUCCGUGCUGCAGUGCCUCCUCACCACUUCCCCGUUCCGGGACGAUGUACUUUCCCAGCGGGAGCAGUGGAAUGAGGGAAGCACAAUGCUCAGGGCACUUACUGACCUGCAUAAGACCAGACUGACAGGCAAUGACAAGAAGCUGAAGGCGAAGCUCUUGUCUAAAGUAAAGGCCUGCAUUGAAACUCGCCAUCCAGAUUUCUGGGGAGACCAUCAGCAGGACGCCCAUGAGUUCCUGAUGGUUUGUCUGUCCCAUCUGAAGGAGGAGGGCGAGCUUCUCCAGAGCUACUGGCCUAAAUACACCUGCCCAGUAGCCAAUAUGGAGUUCCAGCUCAACCGCCUGCGCACCUGCGACAGCUGUGGCUUCCAGAAGACCUUCAGAGAGGAUUGCAACUACCUCUCGCUGGUCAUCAGCCCUCGAGGAUGCCUCAUAGACAGCCUGCAGCAGUACUUCAAAACAUCUUCACUUGACUGCUCAUGCAGCGAGUGUGCCGGCACAACAGCCUCGGAGGCGCUGGAAUUAAUCACAUUUCCUCGGAUUCUGGUACUUCUAGUAAUGCGGUUUGACAUUAGAUCCUCAAUGUGCAAAGUCAAGGAUCGACUGGAAGUACCAGGAGAGUUUUCACUGUCCUGCAGUACAGGUGGAAGCAUCACCGUACAAAUUAGCUGGUGUGGUUUCACAUCUGGGCAGCAGUUUGUAUUGUGGGCAUUACAUCAGUCACAUACGUGACAUCACUGGAUCCGGAUGGCUUGAAUGUAGUGAUACCAGCAUCACAAGAACCAGCUGGGCAAAGGCAUCAAAUACUUUUGGGAAGAACGGAUACAUGCUCUUCUACGUGAAAAGGUCCAGGAUUUUCCUCUGGUUCUCUACGUCUCUAGAGCGGCGUCGCCCGCCAGCCUUUAUAAUAAAUACAUCAGUUCAGAGUUUUUAUCGCCACAAAUCUAUUUAUGGUGUUUACUGGCACACGGUGACAUUCGUGUGAAUGACUAGCUGACAGAAGAGGCGAUGCGAAAGUGAAGUAACGUUAACCUGUAAAUCCAGGUGACAUCUGAAUAAACGGUUUAUUAAUUCCUCACCAUCCAGAUCAGCUGGUAUAAAUGGAAGGUGUGUGUGAAUAUGAAACAAUGGCAAUAUGACAAAGCAGAAGUCAGUGUGUGUGUGUAUUGUCUCAGCUCUGUGUUUCUGCUGCAGGGGAAAAGAGCCAAAUAAGGCAGAGCGUGUUUCUCUGCUGUCGUGAAACAGAAAACAGCCAGCGGGGUUUACUUUGGAAUUAAGCUAAUAAAGACUUGAUUGAGAUUCUUAUCAAAUAUAGUAAUAAAAAAAAACAUCCACAUGAAUUAUUGAGUUUUAUUUGGAAUAAAACACAUUCUUAUGUCGUGAUCUGAUGAUGUGAUAAAACAAAUCAAUUAUACUGUACUUCAUGAACUUCAAAUAUGUUCUAAAAAAUGUUUGAAGAACAUUUCCCAUGAAAGGAUUAGUUCACUUCAGAAUUAAAAUGUCCUGAUAAUUUACUCACCCCCAUGUCAUCCAAGAUGUUCAUGUCUUUCUUUCUUCAGUCGAAAA
Molecule: messenger RNA, 2548 nt
Organism: Megalobrama amblycephala (Wuchang bream)
Lineage: Eukaryota; Metazoa; Chordata; Actinopteri; Cypriniformes; Xenocyprididae
Product: ubiquitin carboxyl-terminal hydrolase 37-like
Exons: 15
Coding region: 56-1714 (552 amino acids)
Biological process (GO): G1/S transition of mitotic cell cycle; protein deubiquitination
Cellular component (GO): cytosol; nucleus
Molecular function (GO): cysteine-type deubiquitinase activity; cysteine-type endopeptidase activity
Source: RefSeq, a predicted model, not a curated record